GCCAGCUUGCUUGGUGGAGGGAGAGCAGGUGGCUGGGGUCUGGGACGCAGCAACGCAUGCUCCUGAGGUUCUUCGGUGGUGCUUGAUGCUGGAGAGUAGGUGAAGUGUGCGCUUAGCUGGAUGUCUCUGGUGGGUCUGAUUUCUAUCAGCAAGCAGCCUUCCGGACGAGGCUGGCACGAGCGCGGGAGAUACGGAACCGAAGCUUUCAAGGCGUCCUUAUUUUGUCGCACGGAAGAAGCUUGCUGCUUCUCGUUGGGCUUACUCAUUUACGCUUCGCGCCUUUUCAGGGCUCGCUGUGCUGCCAUCUAACAGAGAAGCGGGGUUGUGUUCCAAAAGCGCCUAUAAAAAUCUUCAAGCGGGGCCUGGUUCAUUCGAUCGUAAGGCCGUAGUUGGAAAGCAAGGCCAUGGCGCAUAUGCGCCGGGCUGAGAACUCGGAUACUCGCUCACAAGGCUUUGAUAGGGGGAGGGGCCACCUGAAUCACCAUUCGGACCGACCGCGCUAUUCCCCACCUUUUGAAGGGGAGCUUGGAGGGCACCUUUUUCUGACAAACCACCAGCAAAUAGAAGAAAAUUUUGCACGACAGAUCUUUGGUCUCCCAAAGCAACACGCGCCAACCGUGCUCCGCAUCAAGGAAGGCCUCCCUCUCUUCCUCUACAAUACCUCCACACGUGCUCUGCAUGGUGUCUUUGAGGCAGCAAGCGACGGUGGACUGAAUUUAGAGCCAGACGCCUGGCAAGAUCACGCUCUCUCUGCCCAGCUCAAGCAGCCCUUCUCAAAGUUCCCAGCACAGGUGCGCUUUCGCGUACGCGCUGACAGGGGAAGGCUCGCUGAGCCAAAGUUUCGGGACAUCCUUGACUACCAUACCAGCGACUACAACACACAUUUCCGUCUCCCACUCUCCAUAGAACAGGCAAACCACCUUUUGGAGCUCUUCAACAUGGCCCCCUCAGGACCCCGCCCGGCUCCGCCAACCGCAGAGCAGCCAUCCGCCGCUGGUGAUGUCAUAGACGAAGGGGAUUGGGAGCAGGUCAAGACGAAACCGCGCACCAAGCCACUGAAAGUCCAACCGGGCAACUCAUAUGGCCGGCAAGUAGGGUCUCCGACAGGGCCUUCUACUCCGAGGCGGAGAGCAGAGGGGCCGAGGCCCGGACACCAGGGCCCUGUUGGGAACGGAGACGUUGGUGGUGGUAGAGGGGGCCCUGACAGGUGGCGGCCGGAUGGCGGCGACUGGGCAGCGCGAGCGGGGGGAAGGCAGCAUACAGGUUCUGUCUGGGGAGCGAGAGAGGGUGCCGCAAAGGAAGGCGGUGCAAAGGAGGGGGCUUUGAAAGAGGAUGCCGGUGUGGGGAGAGCUGAAGAGAGGGGCAGCAAGGCGGAGGUUCGUGAGAACGGCAUCCUGGAAACAGGGCCUGCGAAGCUCAGUCCGAGGAAGCCUGGAGCGCAGGCGGCGAAGGAGGCCCCGUUUUCGAGCCCGCGAGAGGCGGGGAUUUUGGGCAGCGGCAGUGCAGCAGUAGAGCAGGCAGAGGGGAAGGGACAGGUUGCGGAGAGCGUGACCACGGUUGCUGAUCCCCCUGCGAAACCGGGAAAAGCGGCAGUUAAGAGCAGCACGUUUUCUUAUAGUGCAGCUCUCAAGGUGGGACUCCCAGCCAAAAUGGAGGACAUUAGCGCGAGCGAGAAAGGCAGGGGAGGGGCAUCGGACACAGCGGGAAAAGCAGGGGGGGCGGAGAACGAGAGUGGCGAGGUGUUCCCGGUGCUUAGCAAGAGUAACUCAAAGAACGAGAGGGUUGCGAAGGCGCCAAAGAAGGAGCACGUUGCCGUCGUCGUGAAGAACGAGGAUGGGGAGACAAAGGAUGCUGACAGGAAGGACACCGAGAAGAAGGACGAUGAGAAAGAGGAUGCCGUGAAAAAGGAUGGCGUUGAGAAAAGCGGUAAGAAAGGAGAUGGGGAGAAGAAAGCGGAGGCGUCGAAAGUGGGGGAUGAUAUGAGCGAAAAGAAGGACGGGAAGAAAGUCGAGGCAAAGAAAGACGCGGAGAAAGCUGCGGGGGACAGGAAAGAGGCGCCGAAGAGCAAGGGCGAUCCGUUGCAAGCGCCAAAGAGCCCAAAGAGCAAAAGCGAAGCGGGCGAGGCGUUGGUUGGGGCGCAGAAAGCGGAGCCAUCGCCGCCGGCUAAGCCCGAGCCCGUCAAAGCUCCUGAAAAGCCGAAGCCGAACCCCUGGGGUAAGCUGCCGACGCCGAUCGAGCCGGUGUCUCUCGCGGAAGUGCAGCAAAAGGAACAGGAGCAGCAAGCGGAGCUGUCACACGCCGCCCGAAGGGAGCCUCAGGCGAAGCCCGCGAUAGGAGACAGAGAGGGUGCUGUAGACAGGACGAAAGAAGCUGUUGCUUUGCACGAGGGGGGUGAGCGGAGAGAGGCGGCCAAGCCAGUGGGGCGGGGGUGGGAAGCUAAGAAGCCCGAACUCCAGCAACCGGUGGUGCAGGUGCAAGCGCCCCAAAAGGGAGGGGGUGCGUUCGCUCCGCCGCUGCGGCAGAAGACACCCCCCCGGAUGCAGCAUCCGCAGCCCCUUGCCGCAAGACGGGGGGAGCCGGCGCCUGUAACGGACCUGUCGGCGCUGCCCCCCUCUGCGCCGGAACGGAUCCAGCAGCGCAGUAUGGGAAACUUGGUGGGGGGCAUCCCCGCCAGGAAUCGGACCCCCCCCCUCAGUCACCAUAGCCACCGGCCGCAGCCAGUGCAGGUCCCGGCCCCCCAGAGCCUCGGCACGGGGGUGCGAAUAAGCCCCACCGCAACCCCGUACACCCCCAACUCAGCCGGGUUUACCCCAUCCGCGACCCCGUUCACACCGUCGGGCCGGCUCUCCCCGGGCCUCCGAGGAUACGGCCCCCCGAUGGGGGUGCUCCAAACGCCCCCCCCGAUGUUUGCGGCCGACCCUAGCCUGGCGUACGACCAGAGCUGGCGCAUGCCUCGGGGGCGCAACGCGCCCCCCCCCUCGUGCAAACGGGGGGGUCGCGCCGCCCAUGGUCUACAGCCCCACGACUCCCCCUGACUACGGGUAUGCGCUCGCGGCGCUGUCUCCGUCCUCGCAGCCAGGGACGCCGCUGGGGCCCCCGGCGAUGGCGACGCUCGUGGGCGGGGGGUUGCUGCCGCCCCCCCCGCCGGAACUGCUGGCGAACGCAGACGCGCUGCACUGGGAGGUGCUGCGGUACGCGGAAAAGGCGCGACGGACGCCCGAGGCGCG
Klebsormidium nitens is the source of this 3227-nucleotide messenger RNA. NCBI's taxonomy places the organism in Eukaryota, Viridiplantae, Streptophyta, Klebsormidiophyceae, Klebsormidiales, Klebsormidiaceae. The record is from the annotation of a GenBank genome assembly.